GCAGGUAACUUUCUUAGGAUAGCCUUCCGCUGGACGACAUAGUGCUAGCAGCGCUCCUGCAUUUUGAGCAUUAAAAAGACACUCCACGGGACCGUGUUGCGGAAAUAGGCAUUUCUGUCGUUUUGGCCAUCGAAAGACGUGGAAGCGGUAUUUUUUCGCCGUAAGAAUACCUCCUCUCUCAAAGGCGUUUGAAAUCGGACACCGCUGGCAUCGAGGCCCUCACUUUUGUGCGGAGGGAUACGGUGUUGCGUCUGACAAUGUGGACGGAGGUGGUGAAGAUGUCUACGAGAAGAAUGAAAUCAUCUCAGUUGUAACAACAAAAAAAGGAAGACGCGAGAUUAGUUACUAUAAUAGAUUUGUUUGCACACAGACUUGUUACAUUGAAGCAAACACGUGGGCGCUGCGUGAAAAACAGGCUUACCAGGACAAAAGGAAGACAUCUACGGUGCUCCAAUGCGUUUCAUGCACUGAGGUCGAAAUUCUCUUGAAGUUUUAUGUUUUUCCCCUUGCGAGUCUCCGCUUUUCUUUUUACUGUUGGAUAUCAGACACUUGGCCAGGAGAGGUGGCGAGCCAAGUGUGUGAUGGUCUCCGCAUCGACCACGGAGAGGAGGAAAUUACCCCUUUGUUCUGCAAAAAGACUCGACUUACGUCAAAUGGUUUAUUAGAGACUGAAGGGUAUGAGCGAACAGCAGCAAAGAAUGGCUGCAGUGGGAACUGACAAGGAACUCAACGACCUCCUGGAUUUCAGCGCGAUGUUCGCGCCUCCAGUUGCCAACGGGAAGAACAGGACAAUGACACUCGCCAGCAGCCAGUUUGGUGGAUCAGCAAUAGAUGAGCGCAGCGGCUCAGGGUCUUGGGGAUCGGCAGAACAGAACAGCCCCUCAUUCAGCCAAGGACGGGGCUACCCUGAGGGAUCCCACUUCAGUGAGCAUGAAGGCUUGUCCUCUCCAUUCAUCAGUUCAGGGAUACCAGGUAAAACUGAGAGGCCACCAUACCAGCCCUUUGGAAGCCAGCCUGGGUUUCUUCCUACUGACAUAGCAAUGCCCAGCCCUGAUGCCAUGUCUCCUUCAGGCCUAAAAUCUGGCUCCCAGUUUUAUCCAUCAUAUCCAAACAACCCCAGGAGAAGGCCACCUGAUGGAAGUAUAGAAACCCAGCCAAAGAAGAUUCGGAAACCCCCUGGCCUGCCAUCCUCGGUGUAUGCCUCCACAUCUGGUGACGAGUAUUCCAGAGACAAUGGAGGAUAUCCUGGUGCAAAGCCUGGAGCUGUCUACCCUGGCUCUUUCUAUAUGCAAGAAGACCCUUGGUCCUCUUCUGGCUACUCUGCCAUGCUGGGCAACUCUCCUCACAUUGGGCAGCCGGGCUCCUUCUCUGCAAUCAACCCACAGGACAGGAUGAAGCGUCAUCCCCUGCCUCUGUCCCCACAGAACUAUCCUCUGCAUGGCAGUGAAGUCAAUGGCUUCCACUCGGCCCCCACCACCUACAACCACACACCUGCCAUCAACGGAGAAAGCAUCAUGGCCAACCGAGGCACCACAGCUGGCAGUUCAGGAGAUGAAAUUGGGAAGGCUCUUGCUUCAAUAUACCCGUCGGACCACAAUAGUAAUAACUUCUCCUCGGCUCCAUCUACUCCUGGAUCCCCUCAGGCAAUUGCAGGAGCUCAGUCUCAGUGGCAAAGACCCACAACACCUAAUUAUGAAGGGCAACCACACACACUGCAAAGUAAAAUGGAGGACCGUUUGGAGGAGGCCAUCCAUGUACUGCGUAGCCAUGCUGUGGGCCAGGGCCUAGAGGGCGCCGACAUGCACAGCCUGCUGUCCUCUGUACACAACGGGGGCCUCGGUGGCCUCUCUCCAGCUUUCCCCAAUGCCAGUCUUGCCCUCAGUAACAGACAUCCUGCUAUGCAGGGAGGGAAACACGAGGAGCCCACUGGUCUUCCUCCCAGCAACACUUUGCUGCACGGUCAUCAUGCAUCCGGACCAACGCCGUCAGUCGGCCAACCAGAAGGCUUUACCAGUCUCCCUGGUGGUAUGGCUCGCUCCACACACUCCUCCAGCAGCUCAGACAUCAAAAGAGAAGACAAAGAGGAUGAUGAGAAUUCAUCUGUUGCUGACAAAUCAGAAGAUGAAAAGAAGGACUCCAAGGUAGCACGUAGUCGAACAAGAAAGGAGGCGUUUACCCUCCAGAUGCUCUCUAGCCUUACAGACCACAAAGAUGAUAGUCAAGAUGAGGAGGAAGAUGAUGAAGAUCUUCCUCCUGAGGUGAAGAUGGAACGUGAGAAAGAACGGCGAGUGGCUAACAAUGCCAGAGAGCGUCUGAGAGUACGGGACAUCAACGAGGCAUUUAAGGAGCUUGGAAGGAUGUGCCAGCUGCACCUCAGCCAUGACAAACCUCAGACCAAACUUCUAAUCCUGCAUCAAGCCGUCAAUGUCAUCCUCAAUUUAGAACAACAAGUCAGAGAGCGUAACCUUAACCCCAAGGCAGCAUGUCUAAAACGCCGUGAGGAGGAGAAGGUGUCUGGGGUGGUGGGUGAAGCACCCAUGCAGCUUUCAGGAGGCCAUCCCAGUAUGGGAGGAGAUGGCCACAACCCAGUUGGCCACAUGUAACACCAGAUCCAGUGGUGUUUCCUUGGCUGUCAGAGGACGUGGCCUUAACAGAUUUCUUCCACCCAUUAUUCUCAGUGUGUGUGUGUAUAUGUGGACAUGUCUGUGUAUUGUCCGUUCAAGUUUCAAGAUGCACAUUCACACACUCGUACACACAUGCAUACUGCCAAAACUGACACAGCCUGUUUGUCACACUCCCAACCAUGACUACAAGCUCAAAUGUGAAGAACUUUUUUUUUUAGUUUUGCUUUGUUUUAUACAUGUAAAAUCCUUUUUUUCUUCUUGGUUUCCACAAGAUGAUGGAACUCCGGAGUACUUUUUUGUCCUGCCACAAAUUGGGACUUCACACACUGCCGAGAGGUGCUCUUGUCAAAGGAAGGAGACCUAAACAAACACAAAUUGAAUCAAGGAUUUGUGCCUAAUUGUUACAUGUUUUCUAUUUGACAUUUAAGCAAAUUGCUUGACAUGUGAGGAACAUUUAUUGUGAGGGAUUGCUCAUUUGUAUGAGCAAUUAUUUUUUAAUGUAUGUCAUUCCCAGCGUGAUGGUACAGUCUUACAUAUGUUAUGUAACCAAGCCAAUAGUUGAAGUUGAAUUGUCUAAAUUCGCUGACCUUGCCUUGAUCUUAUCAGAAGAUGUUUGAGGAAGGUGAAAGAAAGGACACAAGGGAAAGGUCAAAGUUUUGACAGUCCAAAAGUCCACAAUCUGGACACUGGAAAAAAAAAAGUCCUUUAUAAAAAAAACACAUGAAUUAUCAGAGUUGAAUCUGUCAACAACAAAACUGUUCUUCCUAUUAGUUGACCACAAAAUUUCAGACUUACUCCCGUAAGCCCCUGUCAUAGGUUCAGGUUUUUGUACUGUGAUAUGUACUAAGGCAUAGGUGGAAAAGACAAAGCACAGUUUUGUAGGUUCAAGCUGGAAGACAAGUGUCGAUCUGUGUUGCAUUUCAGUCCCUGAAAGUCGUGUUAAAAAAGCCAUUGGAGACACUUGCUAAGUGAUCAACACCACUUAGUGCUCUUACUUUCUUUAAAUGGUUUACUGUCAAUGCCAGCAGACUUUACAGCUCAAGUUUUUCCCCUUCAUUGAUUUUCUGUAAAAGACAAAAAACUCUGAGGACUGUUGAAAUCCCUCCAUCAAAAGGAAUCCAGUUUGUUUGAAGCAGACAAGCCUUUGUGUACCGGGCUUUCUUUUCCUAAAUGAGCAUUCCCACUGAAUAACAGCCCCUCACCUUCCUCGUGAGUAAGUCUGUUCUCAAGUUUCUUACCGAGAGAAGUGUGACGUGUAAAUUCACUUCAUACAUUACUCUGAUACGUUUCAUUUUUCAAAAUUAAAUAUAUAUAAGAAUAUAUAUUUUUUGUUAGUCUAUACAUUGUAGAUUUUUUACAUAAAUGGCAAUAUUAGUUUGAAGUUUAGAGUGUAUUGUAGAUGAGCUGAAUAAGGGGAUAUUUGACAUAAAAAUUAAAUUGUUCAAAAAUUAACUCAAAAUUGAAACAGAAUUGCAGAGGACUUGCAGCACCAGAUGAAAAAAGAAAAUGUUGAAAGUGUUUGGUGUAUCCUUUAUUCCAGUUUAAGUUGUAAUGCUUAUCAGCUACCCAGAUGAACUUUUUUCUUUCCAUUUGGGGGUAUGUGGACGGUGUCUGUGCCAUGGUCCUGUUGAGGUAUUCUUGCUUAAGCAGUGUGGCACAGAAGAAAAAUGUGGGAAGGGAUUUUUUGUCUCUAACAGUAAUUAUGCAACUGGUUUUUGAAUGUAGCUACCAUACAAAUGUGGAUCCCCUUCAUUUUUUUCCUGUUUUUUUUUUCUUCAGUACAGUAUAAUAGUUUUCAUUUCACCUUUUUCUAAUGUCUGCCCACAACUAAGUGGCUCUCAGUGUGCAGCUCACUUUGUAGUCGCCUGCACAUUUAUUUCAGAGGCAGACGUCGGUAUUUGGGUGUAAGGUAAUGGAUAAUAUGGAGAACAAAACAGUGUUAUCGUGAUGUUAUUCCCAUGUCAUGUCAUGUUGUGAAUGGUUUUUCCCAACAUGUAAUCACAAAUGGGAGGGAGAGCAUUUUGUGUUAAAUUUCUACAAAGAAAAAAGAGAUGAAGAAAAAGACCUAUACAAAUCAAUAGUGUGGCCUUUUCAUUCUCAAGACUUAACAUGAUGGGAGAGUGAUACCUUAUCAGUGCCUGAACUUGUAUUUUUCAUUUAAGACAGUUUUAUUUUGUGAACCAUAUCAUUUCAUUUAUCAUGGAGAUUAAAGAGGUACUUGUUCAUUCCCCCACCCUUCCUUCUCCUAAUGCUUUUUUCAAUUUUCAGGAAGAAGUUAAAAUGGUAUAAAGAGAUUUUCUUUCAGUGUAUCUAGUUAAAUAAAUAAAUGUUAUGUAGAUCUUGUUUAGUUUUUAUUCGUUUUUUUUCUUUCUAAUUAUUCAACUGGAUUAUAUUGUCCAAACUGCUGUUUUAGUUAAGGUCAUGGGUCCAGAUCACGAGUUUUCUUUCUAUCUGCCCUAUAUUGCAAAAUCGGAUGACAUUAAGGGGUUCAAGAGAUACUGCUUGUGGCUCUGAUUGUCUGCUUUUGAUGCACAUUAACAUGUUUCAGUGUAUGUAUCAAUUUCAAUGUAGGGAGUUUUAUUUUAUGUCUUAGCUGGAGCCUCUAAAGACUUGGAGCAUUUGACAUUUCUGUUCACCAGAGUGCAAGCCCUUUGUUGCAGUGACUUACAGUAUAUAUAGUCUCCAGUGAAACUUUUCACCUCUGACCUUGCCUCUUCCAGCUCUUUGAUAGCGUCAACAGUAACUAUUAGUAAGAUGUUCUGAUCAGUUCUUUCAGAGUUGAAUUUGAAGUUUUACUUUUAUUAUUACAAGACCAUUUAGUUUACUGAAUAUUGCAGAUUUGUUCCAAGGGAAAAAAAUAACUCUAUGUCAUUCAGUAUGUAUGAAGAUCCCAUUAGCUUAAAAGCUACAUACUCAACUACAUUUUUGGGGAACCCUAUUUCUUAACAAAAGUCCCAAUAUUGACAUUUUAAAAUUUGCGGAUAGAAAAUUGAAUUCUGCAAGAGCACAUAAUGUUAACAGUUGAAGGGUUUGAAGUUGUUUUGGGAAAAGAAAGCAGUAAAAAACAAAAAAAAAAGACAUGCUUUCAACAACUGUUAUCUUUGUUGAAUUGAAAGGGGAGCGAAUUUUGAGUGUUAAACACAUUCACAGGUAAAGAGCCUGACAUCUUGGUGUGAGGACUCUGUUGACCCCCUGCAGGGUCUUCAGUGCCUCACUCAAUCUCAUCAUCUUCUUUUUUUAUAUAUAUAAAUAUAUAUAGUUGAGAACUGUCCUGUAUAUAACAGUAAUGUAGCAAUAAAUGUGCCAUUUUUAAUAACAGAUUAUACCUUUUCCAAUGUCUGGCUUUUGAAAUUGUAUACAUAAAAGGAAAAAUAAAGGAAAACAUUGUAAUAAAGGG
Messenger RNA from Labrus mixtus (cuckoo wrasse), 6021 nucleotides. It is a transcript of the gene tcf3b, whose product is annotated as transcription factor 3b. Gene Ontology annotation, cellular component: transcription regulator complex. Gene Ontology annotation, biological process: regulation of transcription by RNA polymerase II. The record is from RefSeq and is a predicted model, not a curated record. Bases 678 to 2603 code for a protein of 641 amino acids. Gene Ontology annotation, molecular function: protein dimerization activity; RNA polymerase II cis-regulatory region sequence-specific DNA binding; DNA-binding transcription factor activity, RNA polymerase II-specific. The transcript is spliced from 22 exons. Lineage: Eukaryota; Metazoa; Chordata; Actinopteri; Labriformes; Labridae.